CUAUUCAGAGGCAAAUGUCUGAUCAAUUCAGAUAACAGCUCUUAACCAUUCAGACUCUGUAUAAUACUUAACCAUUCAGAGGCAAAUCUCUUAACCAUUCAGACAUCUGAACCAUUAAGAGGCUGAAACAAACAGUCUGAACCAUUAAGUGCUGAAUCAUUCAGACAUCUGAACCAUUAAGAGCUAGUAUAUUGCUUAACUAUUCAGAGGCAAAUGUCUGAUCAAUUCAGAUAACAGCUCUUAACCAUUCAGACUCUGUAUAAUACUUAACCAUUCAGAGGCAAAUCUCUUAACCAUUCAGACAUCUGAACCAUUAAGAGGCUGAAACAAACAGUCUGAACCAUUAAGUGCUGAAUCAUUCAGACAUCUGAACCAUUAAGAGGCUGAAACAAACAGCCCCUAAGUGUGUACUCUAAAUUAUACACCAAAAGACAUGCACUAGCAAAUAAAAGUGCAUUGAUAUUUUGUGCCAGUAUGACAAUGAUAGAAAAUGAAAGUGCACAUCUUUAGGUGAGUAUAAAUUUUGAGGCACUAUGUAGCUUAAUUCCUUUUUUUUCUUUGUAUCAUCAGAUGUGUAGAUAGAGUGAUUGACAGAUAUCCUCGGUCAGUAGAUUACAACAGUGAGAAAUCAUGUGGUUUGAGCUCAUCAUCGGGAUCGUUAUUUUCCAAUUAUUGAGGCGCUUCUUCUCCAGCGGCGACGAUCUCGACGUCGGGACCUACAACGACAACGCCCUUUUCUCAGUUGCGAAACGGCUGGAAAAGAUUUAUGGCGGUAAGGUCUAUGUUGGACUGCGUAUUCCAGACAUCGAUUCCGGGUCUCCCAAGAAUAUUGAUCUGGUUAUCGUCACUCACCGAGAAGCUGUAAUAAUCUCUGUGAAGAAUGUCUCUGGAUUUGUAUCAAUCGAUAAGGAUCAGAAUUGGGUUUGCAUGGGUGUAGAUAAGCACAAGGAAGAGUGCUUUCCAGAUCCUGUGGCAGAAACAAAACAACUUGUUCCCAUCCUGGAAUCUUAUCUUGAGCAAAGGGGACUUGCUUUACCAGAAGGAUAUUUGUCUUGCAAGGUCAUAUGUUCAAACCCCAAUUUUCGAACCAUCCAUGGUGAUUCUUUUCCUCCUGAGGUGUUGACUUAUGACCAGUGGAGACAGCUAAAGCCUGAAAAAGAUAGUGUGGUUUCUAGUUUUAUCAAAGGUGCAUUUAAAAAGGAAAUGAAGGAACCAAUACAAGAGAAUCUAAAUUCCAUUCUCAGCACAGCUCCAAUGUGGGAUAGAUUGGAGCUUAAAAGUAACAAACGUUUACUAGGAGACUUUGUGGAAUUCAAGGGAGAUAAGGAUGAUAUUUUUGAAUUGAGAAAUAUCAAGAGAUCAAAAGUUAGCCGGGUGACGAUUCAAAAGACAAGCAUGUUCGGUUUAGCUCAUUCAAAACUUCAAGUUCUUUACUGGCCUCGAGAUUAUCAGGGGGAAGGGGCCUCGGGUUUUGAGUGGAAUGAAGUCUGUGUUCGAUCUAGCACAGAGGUUGUCUUUCAGCCGCGAGGUUCCACUAAGGUACGUAAAUACAAGUUGUCCUCUGUGAUUUCCAUGUCACUGAGUGCAUGAAGGUCUUUAGUUACUUGAUGCAAAUGCGGGGCAAGCUUGACGAUUUGUUCGCUUCAGGUCGGGUUCGAGUCAUUUCAAGUUCAGGUUGUAAAUUUGUAUUUAUUAGCAGAUCAUAUUAUUAGAAGACUGUGUUGUAUUUAUUAUAGAUUGAUCUGGUUUCCACAUUUAUAGGACAUUUGUUAUAUCUUCUUCGCAUCAUCCCUAUAUUUAUAGGGCUGCUGCAAAUAUACCAUACCUUAAACCACUAUGAUGGUAUGGGAGCAGCCCUUUAAGUAUACACAAAGGAGAUAUAACAAACCUCCUACUGAGCAUAAUUGUGGAAAUUAAAUAAUCUAUUAUAAGUACAAUAAAUACAAUAUAAUCAUCUCAUAAUAUGAUCGGCUAACAGUAUUGAGCUCUUUUACUUGUUCAUGUGUAAAGUGUUAAGAGUUUCGAUCAACCCAGCUGGAUGGAAUGGUUAUUGUUUAAAUAUCAGAAUGUGUAUUAGCACUUGGAUAUCACGUCAUGAAUCCAAUAAUAAAUCAUUAGAUGCUCU
Cuscuta campestris is the source of this 2125-nucleotide messenger RNA. NCBI's taxonomy places the organism in Eukaryota, Viridiplantae, Streptophyta, Magnoliopsida, Solanales, Convolvulaceae. The record is from the annotation of a GenBank genome assembly.